CAGUGUACUCAGGAGUGUUCACACAGAUCUUUAAAGAGGUGAGAAGACUGUACCAGGUCGAGAAUAAGGUGUUCUGCUUCAUCCAUCUGAGUGUUCAGGAGUUUCUGGCUGCUCUUUAUGUCCAUCUGACCUUCAAAAACUCUGGAAUUAAUCUGCUGGAAGAACAACAAACAACAUCCUAUGAAUCUGGAAUGGAAGAAUAUGCAGAGACAGACUUAUACAUGACUGCUGUGGACAAGGCCUUAGAGAGUCCAAAUGGACAUCUGGACUUGUUCCUCCGCUUCCUUCUGGGUCUUUCUCUGCAGACCAAUCAGACUCUUCUAGAAGGUCUUCUGACACAGACAGGAAGUAGCUCACAGACCAAUCGGGAAACAGUCGAGUACAUCAAGGAGAAGCUCGAAGAUGAGGAUGAUAAACUGUCUACAGAGAAAAUAAUCACUCUGCUCCACUGUCUGAAUGAACUGAAUCAUCGUUCUCUAGUGGAGGAGAUCCAACAGUCCCUGAGAUCAGGAAGUCUCUCCACAGAUGAACUGUCUCCUGCUCAGUGGUCAAUUCUGGCCUUCAUCUUACUGUCAUCAGAAGAUGAUCUGGAUGUGUUUGACCUGCAGAAAUACUCUGCUUCAGAGGAGGCUCUUCUGAGGCUGCUGCCAGUGGUCAAAGUCUCCAACAAAGCUCUACUGAGCAGCUGUAACCUCUCAGAGAAAGGCUGUGAAGAUUUGUUGUCAUACCUCAGCUCCCAGUCCUGUAGUCUGAGAGAGCUGGACCUGAGUACCAACAGCCUGAAGGCUUCAGCAGUAAAGCAUCUGUCUACUGCAGUGCAGAGUCCGAAACUGAAAAUUCUGAGACUCAACAUCUGUGAACUCUCAGAGAAAAGCUGUGAAGCUCUGUCCUCACUUCUCAGCUCUCGGUCCGGUACUCUGACUGAGUUGGAGUUAGACCUGUGUAUCAACAACCUGCAGGUUUCAGGAGUGAAGCUUCUGUCUGCUAGACUACAAAGUUUAAACUAUAAACUGAAUACUCUGAGAUUGAGGAGCUGUGGUUUGUCAGAGAUCAGCUGUGAGUAUCUGGCAGCAGCUCUGAAGUCCAACCUCUCCCAUCUGAGACAGCUGGACCUGAGUAACUCUGACCUGCAGGAUUCAGGCCUGAAGCUUCUUUCUGCUGGACUAAAGAGCUGUGCACUGGAAACUCUCAGUCUGUCAGGCUGUCUGAUCACAGUGGAAGGCUGUACUUCUCUGGCCUCAGCUCUGAGCUCCAACCCCUCCCAUCUGAGAGAGCUGGACUUGAGCUACAACAAUCCAGGAGCUUUAGGAAUAAAGCUGCUGUCGGCUUGUUACGUCUCCUCGAGGGCAGGAGGGGAUAACACAACAACUCUGGAAACCCGGGUGGUGCCUGCUGGAAACAAAUGGAUGGAACCAGGUCUGAAGAAAUAUUACUGUCAACUCACAAUCGACACAAACACAGUAAACAGAAGACUCAAAGUGUCUGACAACAACAGGAAGGUGAUCUUUGUGAAUGAGCUUCAGUCAUAUCCUGAUCAUCCAGACCGAUUUGAUGAGUUUUGGUCUGUUCAGCUGCUGUGUGGAAAUGUUCUGACUGGUCGCUGUUACUGGGAGGUCGAGUGGAGAGGAGAAGUUGAGAUAUCAGUGAGUUACAGAAGGAAAAGAGGCAGUGGUGACUGUAGAUUUGGAGACAAUGAUCACUCCUGGAGUCUGAAAUGCUCUGAUCGUGGUCCUCAUUCUGUCAUACAUAAUAAUAAUGAAACAUCCAUCUCCUCCUCUGUCUCUAACAGAGUAGCAGUGUAUGUGGACUGUCCUGCUGGCACUCUGUCCUUCUACAGAGUCUCCCUGGACACUCUGAUCCACCUCCACACCUUCAAGACCACAUUCACUGAACCUCUUUAUCCUGGGUUUUAUGUCUAUUUCGAUGGUUCCUCAGUGUGUCUGUGCUCAGUUGAGCGUAUUACGCAUCCAUGAGACGUAAGACGAUUCGGCCUGUGCCAUUUCCGUCCUCCGUUUAUUUACUUUCUGGCUCUAUGAAAGGUUGCGGCAAAAUGUUGAGGAAAAGCACAGUUGUUUUUUUUUUUUUUAAAUGGACUGACAAUGAGGUAGAGUUGUGGCUACGAGUAACACAAGAGUACUAAGUUGCAAAUGUGAGCAAGAAUAUAGGCCACAAUGCCAACCACCAUUUUAGUUGAAUUGGUCACAUGACUGCAUCAUAUGAGUAAAAUGCGUCAUUGUUUUUGAAAUCCUCCUUUUUUGCUGUCCACAUUGCAACGUGAAAAUAGCGUUUUCUAAUCUAUCCACUUUGGAGAGCAUUCUCAAAAAGCUCAAUUUUCCUUGACCAAACAUGCAGUCUAAGUGUGGAUGGAAGGCCAAAACAGAGAGAAAAAGAUGUUUUCAAACGAAAAUGUAUUAGUGUGGACAUAACCUCAGUCUGUACAUGUCUGUCUCUUUCACUCAGAAUUGCGUUUUCAGAUUCAUGGAUUCAACUUUUCUUCUGACGAUGCUGUCUGUGUUGAGCGCACAUAUUACAGCUGCCAGACGUUUAGGGUAUGUCUCUACCAGCUUUGCACAUCUACAGACUGAAAUCCUUGCCCAUUCUUCUUUGCAAAACAGCUCCAUGCAAAAUGCUGUCCAUCUAAUCAGUCAGAUUAGAUGGACAGCGUUUGUGAACAGCAGUUUUCA
Messenger RNA from Neolamprologus brichardi, 2684 nucleotides. The record is from RefSeq and is a predicted model, not a curated record. Lineage: Eukaryota; Metazoa; Chordata; Actinopteri; Cichliformes; Cichlidae.